Messenger RNA from Helianthus annuus (common sunflower), 2965 nucleotides. RefSeq names its product G-type lectin S-receptor-like serine/threonine-protein kinase At4g27290. The transcript is spliced from 7 exons. Gene Ontology annotation, molecular function: protein serine/threonine kinase activity; ATP binding. Lineage: Eukaryota; Viridiplantae; Streptophyta; Magnoliopsida; Asterales; Asteraceae. Gene Ontology annotation, biological process: protein phosphorylation; recognition of pollen. The record is from RefSeq and is a predicted model, not a curated record. Bases 348 to 2834 code for a protein of 828 amino acids.
AUCCCAUUUGAGUUCAUACAUGAUAUUUAUUUUAACGGUCAUGCUAAAAACGAACACGUAAACGUGGUUUGUAUUGGAUGUACACUGCCUCCCCAGUCACAUUAGUCUUUUCACCUGUAUACGAGCGUUUAAACCAUGGUGAUUCCUUCUACACGGCCAUUUAACCCACGGUGAUUGAUUCCCAUAUAUGACGGUUUAGUCCAUGGUCAUUCCUUGUAUACGCGUUUAGCUCUGGGCGAUUCCUUGUGUAUGGGUUUGUUGCAUUGUAAGCUAUCGGUUUAUUUCUCAUUAACUGGCCAAGAAAAGUCCAUUCUUGGAAGGACCCAAUUUUGAAGAUUCGAACCAGAAUGUUACUCCCUUGUAUCACCUUCUUCUUUCUAAUGCUAGGAACUUCUAGAUCAUUAUCAGACACUAUAGCUGUGAAUCAAAACAUCUCAGAUGGUCAGACCAUUGUUUCAGGGAACUCAAAAUUUGAGCUAGGCUUAUUUAGCCCAGGCAACUCCAAAAAUCGAUACCUUGGUAUAUGGUUUAAGAACACAUCUUCGCAAACAGCUGUAUGGGUUGCGAACCGCGAAACUCCACUUAUAGAUAACUCGGGUGUGGUCAAACUAGACAACAAAGGGAACCUGUCUCUUGUUGAUGGUAGCGGGAAAGUCAUUUGGUCUUCCAACUCAUCAGCAUCUAGCACAAGUAUUAACCUCGUAGCACAACUCAUUGAUACGGGCAAUUUAGUAGUUAAAAAUGAAAACGAAGCCAAUAAUGAAAGUUUUGUUUGGCAGAGUUUUGAUUACCCUGGAGAUACCUUCAUUGAAGGAAUGAAGUUGGGCAAGAACUUUAUAACCGGAAGAGAAACAUAUUUGACAUCAUGGAGGAGUGCAGAUGAUCCUUCACCAGGUGAGUAUACAUUAAGGUUUUCAAUGGUUUAUGGUAGAUAUCCACAAUUAUAUAUUAGAUCAAGAAGCUCUGCUAUUGAAGCAAGGAUCGGGCCAUAUAAUGGCAUAUCAUUUUCUGGCCGGCCACUCAUUACUCCUGAGACUGCUGAUCCGCCAUUCGCUAGUCAUAUGGUUGUGAAUCAGAACGAGAUGUAUUUCGCUACUUAUUCUAUAAAAAAUACCACGACACUCUUGUCAAGAACGAUAGUAACUACCGGUGGUAAACUUGAGAUCUUGUGGCUAAAUUAUCCAAACACAGAAUGGAUGCAGAGUCUCACCUUACCAGUAGAUUAUUGUGACAACUAUGGAGUGUGUGGCCCGUAUGGGAGCUGUAAUACAGACACUUCUCCUUACUGUGGCUGCUUGAAAGGAUUUGAACGAAAAUCCUCAGAAAAUACAAAUGUUUGUCAACAGAGCAUAGCCAUGGAUUGUGGGCCUGGAGAGGGGUUCCAUAAGUUUUCAAGCAUGAAAUUGCCAGACACGGAGAAUGCUGUCUUCAGUAGCAACAUGAGCCAACUAGAUUGUGAGGCAGCUUGCAAGAAUAACUGUUCAUGCACCGCCUAUGCAAAUCCAAACAUCACUACAGGUAGAGUUGGGUGCUUGCUAUGGUUUGGGGGUUUGAUUGAUGUCCGAGUAUACCCACAAAACGGGCAAGAUCUUUAUGUUAGACUUGCCGCCUCAGAAUUAUCAGACCUCCAUUCCAGCUUCGAUGGAAAGAAACGACUAGUUAUGGUAGUGACUUUGUCAAUAUCAGCUUUAGUUACUUUGGUGGGCUUCAUAUUGGCACUCUACAUCAUACGGAGAAAACAGAAGAAGAAGUCAGAUGCAGAGACAGCAGGUAGACCUACAGAGACCCUUGAUGAAGAUUACAAAGGUAUCAACAUGCAUAUGGGAAGUGCAGAGGUACCGUUGUUUAGCUUAGCUGAAAUUUCUAAGGCUACCAAUGACUUUUCGAUCAACAACAAGCUGGGGCAAGGCGGGUUUGGACCAGUUUACAAGGGUGUGCUAAAAGAAGGACAAGAGAUUGCUGUGAAACGGCUAUCAAAGUCCUCUCGACAAGGGCUUGAUGAAUUUGAGAAUGAAGUUAUAUGCAUUGCCAAACUUCAGCAUCGGAAUCUUGUGAAGCUUCUAGGGUAUUGCAUUCAAGACGAUGAGAAAAUGUUAAUCUAUGAAUACAUGCCUAACAAAAGCCUAGACUGUAUUUUAUUUGAUGAAUCAAGGAAGUUGAAACUUGAUUGGCAACAAAGAUUCCACAUAAUCCAUGGGAUUGCUCGAGGACUUCUUUAUCUUCAUCAAGAUUCUCGGCUUAAAGUUGUACAUAGGGAUUUAAAAGCAGGGAACAUUUUACUUGAUCAUUUGAUGUGUCCAAAGAUAUCAGAUUUCGGCUUAGCCAGAAUGUUUAAAGAAGACGAGAGUGAAGCAAAUACAAAGAGAAUCGUUGGAACUUUGGGCUACAUAUCUCCAGAGUACGCAGUGGACGGUCUCUACUCCGUUAAGUCAGAUAUAUUUAGCUUUGGCGUUUUAGUACUAGAAAUAGUGAGCGGGAAGAAAAAUAGAGGAUUUGUUGAUGAAGACCAUGAUGAUAACCUUCUUGGACACGCAUGGAGACUUUACACAGAUGGCAGGUCUCUCGAUCUAAGUGAUGAAUGUUUAAGCGGGUCCUCUUCUUCUGAAGUGUUGCGAUCAGUACAAGUUGGCCUAUUGUGUGUGCAACAACGAGUAGAAGAUAGACCUGACACGCAGACUGUGGUUGCGAUGUUGCGUGGUGAAGGCUCACUUCCUUCUCCCAAAAAACCAGCUUUCUUUAUUCAAGAUAGUGAAAUCAACUCGAGCUCCGUUCUUCCUUUACUAUCAUCAUCUGUUAAUGGAAUAACAUUGAGUCAAGUAGAUGGUAGAUGGUGAAAAGAAAUAUUUGUGUCAUGUUCUAAGCCAAUUUUAGAUGCCUAAAUUGAUUAUAUGUAAAGAAUGGAAUAUUAUUUGGAUCAGUGUGUACUUACUAGUUUUGUCAACAUAAAUGUGUGUUUGUAUGUGUA